This is a messenger RNA of Pleuronectes platessa (European plaice), 2151 nucleotides long. It is a transcript of the gene foxa3, whose product is annotated as forkhead box A3. Gene Ontology annotation, molecular function: RNA polymerase II cis-regulatory region sequence-specific DNA binding; protein domain specific binding; transcription factor binding. Gene Ontology annotation, biological process: regulation of transcription by RNA polymerase II; anatomical structure morphogenesis; cell differentiation. NCBI's taxonomy places the organism in Eukaryota, Metazoa, Chordata, Actinopteri, Pleuronectiformes, Pleuronectidae. The record is from RefSeq and is a predicted model, not a curated record. Bases 370 to 1773 code for a protein of 467 amino acids. The transcript is spliced from 2 exons.
CAGCUCCGCCUGCGUCCCGAGGCCCCCGGUCCACCGAGAGAGACACGGGACAGACGCUGCUGAGACCUAACGAGCCAGGUUAUGAAACGAUGGAUGAGUGACAAAUAAGAAAUAUUGACAUUACUAUUCCAGGAGCAGAAAGUCUCUUCACUUUUUAUUCCUCUCCGGUUUUUCUUUUUGGUUCGAGAUCUUUUCUCCUUCGUUCUUGGGCAAAAGGAGGAAAAUCCUCGUCUGGAUUUUUCCCCCGAAAUCUUCAAACUCUGCGACGGAUUUUAUAUUUAUUUUUUUAAUUAGUUUUUUAAAGAAAUAGAUUUUUCCCUCAAAAGUGUCAGAGAUACGACUUUCAUCCUCCAGAGGUUUGUGUUGGGGAUGUUGAGCUCUGUGAAGAUGGAAACCCAUGAUCUGCCAGAGUGGAAUACUUUCUACAGCGAGGCCAGCGAGAUGUAUUCCUCUCCCAGCACCAUGAACUCAGGUCUGGGCUCCAUGGGCUCCAUGGGCUCCAUCAACAGCUACAUCAACCUGAACCCAGCCACCGCCUCCCCCGCAGGCAUGAACAUGGCGUACCCCAGCUCCAGCCUCAGCAACUCCCCGCUGGCUUCCAUGGGAGCCGGGCCCGGCCACAUGUCCCUCUCCCCGGUGGCCUCUUCCCUCAGCACGAGCUCUCUGGGUCAGCUGGGCCCCGGAUCCAGCUCCCUGGGCUCCUUGUCCCACUACCAGAACAUGGGCCAGUCCAUGAGCCAGCUGGGAUACCCCUCGACUGGGUCCCUGAGCCGGGCCGGGCCCAAGGAGACUCCCCCAAAGCCCUACCGGCGUUCACUGACCCACGCCAAGCCGCCAUACUCGUACAUCUCCCUCAUCACCAUGGCCAUCCAGCAGAGCGGCAGCAAGAUGCUCACCCUGAACGAGAUCUACCAGUGGAUCAUGGACCUGUUUCCCUACUACCGCGAGAACCAGCAGCGCUGGCAGAACUCCAUCCGCCACUCGCUCUCCUUCAACGACUGCUUUGUGAAGGUGGCUCGCUCGCCAGACAAGCCGGGCAAAGGCUCCUACUGGACUCUGCACCCACAGUCAGGCAACAUGUUCGAGAACGGCUGCUACCUGAGGCGCCAGAAGCGUUUCAAGAUCGAGGACAAGUUGGCAAAGAAAGGAGGCAAGAGCCAGGAGGGGGGCUCCGGGAAAGGAGGCCACAGUGGAGAUCACCUGGGGGAGGAUCACAGCCCCACAGGAGGAUCCGAGGGAGCUGACUCCGCUCACUCAGACAACUCCCACCCGGGCUCCUCAGACGACCAGCCGCACCCCCGAGGCUCCCUGAUUCCACUAGACUGCCCUGUGCUGUCCUCACACCUCCACAGCCCACCGAUCUCCCUGCCUCCCUCCUCUUCCACCUCCUCUUCCAUCCCUCCAUCCUCCAUGUCCCUCUCUGGCACCUCCUCGGCCUCCUCCAACCCGCUCCUCCACUCCCAUUCCUUAGUGGGUGGCCCCCACCUCCUGCCCAGCGCCAUGCAGCAGCACAUGGACCUACAGAGCGACGCCCUCAAGUCCCUGGACCCCCACUACAACUUCAACCACCCCUUCUCCAUCACCAACCUCAUGUCCAACGAGCAGAAGAUGGACCUCAAGUCCUACCAGGACCAGGUGAUGGCCUACAACAGCUACACUGGAGCCACUCCUGUGGGAGCCAAGCAGAUCUACGACAGCCCCGGGCCGGUGGCCAUGGACUCAAGUGCUUAUUACCAAACUCUGUACAGCCGCUCGGUGCUCAACGCCUCCUAAUGUGGACACACACACCUGCUGAGCCAAGAUGGAGACUUCUCUUUUAGCUCUGCCUUUUCUAAAAUGGACACCCCAGCUCUCUUUAUUUUCCUCUUCCUUUCUCUCUCCCUCUCUGGCGCUCGUCCAGCGGCCUUGAAAGAGACUCACAUCUAAAAUGGCCGCCGUGUUUGAGGGACCAAAGAACAUUUUUUGGUUUUUGGGGGGGGGGGUCUUUUACCAGCUUCUGAUGAACGUGGACACAUGGGUUUGGUUACAUGGAGGAAAGAGAAGUGAAGCUGGACGUUGAGAAGUCUGAACUGACGAUGAAGACAUUUGACCCGUCUGUGUGCUCAGUCGUCUCAGGAGCUCGGUGCUCGGCUAAAUUGGCUUUGUACAAAA